AUGACUACCAUUUAUGACGUCAUUAAUGUAACUAGAUGUUGUCGCAGUACAUUACCAUGGUAUAAAGACAAGGGUAUGCUCAAUCGGUGGAAGACCACUGUGCAUUCAUAUAACGUACGUCACAGCUACGUCACAUUCGGAACUGGACAGACAGAGAAUGAAGUAUCACAUGAUAUUUCGUACUUAUCACAGGGUGAUAGUGUUAAAUUAAAACAUGCAGAAUUUAGAAUAGGCAAGUCAACUGUUCAUAAAAUAGUCAACGAAACUUGUUGGGCGAUUUGGACUGUCCUACAGCCAAUUGUUUUAAAAACUCCUAGUAAAGAGGACUGGAAAUCAAUUAGCGAAGAGUUUAUGAAUAAGUGGCAGUUUCCUAAUUGUCUAGGAGCAAUAGAUGGGCGUCAUAUGAGAAUCCAGGCCCCACCCAAUUCUGGAUCAAACUUCUACAAUUAUAAACAAUUUUUCAGUAUGGUAUUACUUGCCACCUGCGAUGCAACAUACAAAUUUACUUGGAUUGACAUUGGCCAAUAUGGGUCUAUAAGUGAUGGUGGAACAUGGGCAAACACUGAUUUUGCAAAUGAUAUGGCUGCAGAUUUAGUCGAUACUAAGCUACAUGAUGGCAGCAUUAGAGAAGGACAGUGCAGACGGCACUUUUCUCCACAUUUUGCUGAAAUUGGACGAUUAGGUGCUAACCGUGCAGAUGCUAUAGCGAAGGAGAUGAGAAAUACUCUUAAAGAUUAUUUUGUCUCUUCAAUUGGUGAAGCCCAAGCUCCAUGGCAAUACGAUUGCGCAUUCAGAGGGGCUAAUAUUAAUCUUCCUCAGUAAUUAUUUUUUAAUAUGAUACAUGGAAAGAACAAUUUAUUCAAAACUGAAGAAAUAUGCAGAACAAAAUGUUUAUAUACUAUAUAUUAUGUAUUUAUAAAAAAAUAAGAUGUACCAAAGUAAGAUAUGCUCAAAUGAUAACUUGAAAACUUGUUAUCUAAAUGUAUUUUGAUGUAUAUAUAAAUGUAUAUAAUUAAAUGUA
This is a messenger RNA of Wasmannia auropunctata (little fire ant), 1021 nucleotides long. RefSeq lists its product as uncharacterized. Bases 1 to 822 code for a protein of 273 amino acids. The record is from RefSeq and is a predicted model, not a curated record. The transcript has 4 exons. NCBI's taxonomy places the organism in Eukaryota, Metazoa, Arthropoda, Insecta, Hymenoptera, Formicidae.